AUUGCAUAACGCUUCUAUUUGCCCAGAGCUUUUGUCCAGAAACUCUCUGUCCUGAGAGGUGAUUAAAGAAGGUAUCCAGCAAGAACUGCACAAGAAACAGAGUCAGCUGGAGAAGGAGGAGUGGUCUUCCGCGGCCCCACAGGAGGAUGGAUGCCCACAAUGUGUCCGCCACAUUCAACUUCACCCUGCCACCCAACUUUGGCAAGCGCCCCACGGAUCUGGCACUGAGCAUCAUCCUGGUGUUCAUGUUGUUCUUCAUCAUGCUCUCACUGGGCUGCACCAUGGAGUUCAGUAAGAUCAAGGCUCACUUCUGGAAGCCGAAAGGGUUAGCCAUUGCCCUGGUGGCACAGUAUGGUAUCAUGCCCCUCACAGCCUUUGUGCUGGGCAAGGUCUUCCAGCUGAACAAAAUUGAGGCACUGGCCAUCCUCGUCUGUGGCUGCUCACCUGGAGGGAACCUGUCCAAUGUCUUCAGUCUGGCCAUGAAGGGAGACAUGAACCUCAGCAUUGUAAUGACCACCUGCUCCACCUUCUGUGCCCUUGGCAUGAUGCCUCUCCUCCUGUACAUCUACUCCAGGGGGAUUUAUGAUGGGGACCUGAAGGACAAGGUGCCCUAUGGAGGCAUCAUGAUAUCACUGAUCCUGGUUCUCAUUCCUUGCACCAUAGGGAUCGUCCUCAAAUCCAAACGGCCACAAUAUGUGCGAUAUGUUGUCAAGGGAGGGAUGAUCAUCAUUCUCUUGUGCAGUGUGACCGUCAUAGUCCUCUCUGCCAUCAACGUGGGCAAGAGCAUCUUGUUUGCCAUGACACCACUCUUGGUGACAACCUCCUCCCUGAUGCCUUUUAUUGGUUUUCUGCUGGGUUAUGUUCUCUCUGCUCUCUUCUGCCUCAAUGGACGGUGCAGGCGUACUGUCAGCAUGGAGACCGGAUGCCAAAACAUCCAACUCUGUUCCACCAUCCUCAAUGUGGCCUUUCCCCCCGAAGUCAUUGGACCACUUUUCUUCUUUCCCCUUCUCUACAUGAUUUUCCAGCUUGGAGAAGGGCUUCUCCUUAUUGCCAUGUUUAGGUGCUAUGAGAAAUUCAAGACUCCCAAGGAUAAAACGAAAAUUAUCUACACAGCUGCCACAAGUGAAGAAACUACUCCAGGAGCUGUGGGAAAUGGCACCUACAAAGGGAAGGAGUGCUCCCCUUGCAAAGCCUAGCCCCUCCUACGGCGGCCUGGAUUCUGGUCCCAAAGCAAAUUCCAAAAGCCAGUCUGGUAAACUACAGAGAGCAGCAAAAACUCUAGUCUUGCCUGAGUCUCUCCAGCAUUUCUAGUACAUCUAUCGGAAUCAUCAAGCCUUGGCCGGAACACACAGUGUCUACCCAAGAAGCCUCACCUAUCCCCAACUUGGAAUUUGCUAAAGACUUGUUCAGUGACUGUCAAUCUGUGAAACCAGAAACCCAAUCUGCUUCUUGCCAGGAUCUCUGUAACAGUGCCUGAUAAGUAUCUUAAGUCGCUAAAUUUCUGAACUAACCAAUCUAUGUGUUUUAUCCAUUAUUCAAAUACCCAAAUCCCAUUUGAAGUUUUGUGACCCAAAAGAGAAAUAAAUGCUCAAAAAUACUGUA
This is a messenger RNA of Saimiri boliviensis boliviensis (Bolivian squirrel monkey), 1602 nucleotides long. RefSeq names its product solute carrier family 10 member 1 (gene SLC10A1). The record is from RefSeq and is a predicted model, not a curated record. Gene Ontology annotation, biological process: bile acid and bile salt transport. NCBI's taxonomy places the organism in Eukaryota, Metazoa, Chordata, Mammalia, Primates, Cebidae. Gene Ontology annotation, molecular function: bile acid:sodium symporter activity. Gene Ontology annotation, cellular component: membrane.